Closterium sp. NIES-67 is the source of this 2504-nucleotide messenger RNA. The record is from the annotation of a GenBank genome assembly. Lineage: Eukaryota; Viridiplantae; Streptophyta; Zygnematophyceae; Desmidiales; Closteriaceae.
ACAAUCAGCUCUUUCAUUCAAACACGUUCUCCGCACCGUUCACCGUCGAGCGAUUUCUUUACUUAUCCAGCCCGGAAUCAUUUUCCGCUUCACGCGCGUAGCCGUCAGCCUAACCACAGCUUCGACCAGGAUAGUUCAGUGAUGUCGACCACCAUUUCUUCGAGUAUGGGCGUUCCGAAGUUCGACGCAGAGCCCUGGAGCACGAACUUCAACCUAGAUUUCCACUCGCCAAAAGCCGCGAAAAAGUCCCGCAGUUCCGAAGAGCUCAGCGACAAUUCCCCCUGGGCCAACGACGCUGUGUCCGACUGCCUGACCGAGCUCACGCUGGGACUUCCGGAACCUCCCGUAGUUGCGACAGAAAAGCCGUCGCUUUCCAACUUAGGCGACGACUUGCUUCUUCACAUUUUCCAGCUCGCUCAGCCUACCGCGUGGGACCUCUGCCGCAUGGCGUGCGUCAACAAGACGUGGCGAGAGCUCUCUUACAACCAGAUAUUCUGGACCAAGCUUCGGAUCGGACCCGGGAGUAUGCGUCCGGGAGUGGAGCAGCUCGCAGCGCGCUGCACGAACCUGGUGGAGCUGCACAUCGACGACCCUCGCUGCGAGCUGCACGUGCUUCACCCGAUCAUCAUGGCCUGCGGGAAUUCUCUGCGACGAAUUGUUAUCGACUGUGACCGGGAUAACACGAGCCGCAACGAGGCGUCAAUCUGCAGCGUGCUUUGGAUUGUGAGCUUGUACUGCAGUAAUGUCGAGAGCGUGGAGCUCAUUUCCGACGGGAAGCAAGGGAAUUUCACGUACUUGGAGAACAAGGCCAUGUGGUACCUCACAUCCGGCUUCCGCCACAUUCGCAGCUUCGCCUGUCUCUGCCAGAAUAGCCUGUCGAAGCAAGCCAUUUACCUCAUGGUCAUUGCGUGGCGGGAAUUGACCUGCCUUCGCAUCCAUUGCGGAGCUCUCGGAACAGACGACCUCAUGGCUCUGCGAAAAUGCUACUCUCUGCGGGUGCUGGAGCUUGUCGGUGGUAACCUUGGGAAUCUCAUUAGCGACACCAGCGCUACCAGCGAAGCUGUGAUGCAUCGAGACCUCGAGAUCCUGGUGCUGACGAAGAUGGUGUGUGGCCUGGAAGACAUCGCGAAGGCCUCGUUGCUGUGCCCGAAUUUGGCGAAAAUCGUUGUGCGACAGUCCUCGUUACAAGUUGGUGGUUCGAAUGAAAGUCCAGCGGUCCGGGCGAAAGCCGUCAACGAGUUGCGACAGUGGCUGCUCGCGCGACGAAAUGUCGAUCUUGUUGUGGACGAGGCUUGAAUGGCACACAAGAGGAGCUUGUUGUAGCAAUGCAGCAGCUGGCUCUGUGGCGGUUGAGUUCGGUGGGGCAGGAUGUGGCAAGGCGAUUGGACCACAUGACAAGCUCCCUGUGCGACUUGCCACAAGGCCAACAACAUUCUUCUGCACCUGUGUGCAGUUGAUUGGCUAGGUCGGUACGCGCGAACAUUUGUGCCUCCUCCUCCGCGUAUCCCUGACCUUGUCGCACUCGCGCACGCGAGAGCACUGUCGUCGACAUCCUGCUGGUAACCAGUUGGGCUGCAACACCGAAUCCUCUAGUCUCCGCGUUUUGCGAAACUUCACACCAUCAAUCCCAAGGGCCAGUGGCAAGCAGCCAAUCAGUAAGCAGCCCGCCAAGAGAAGAACACGAACUCAAGGAAACCGCGUUUGCCAGCUGAGCCACCAACCCAAGGGAAAUGGCAAUCCCAAGGAGAUAGGCAGUGCUGCUACUGCUAAAUCAUCUCCUGACAAAAUUUCCGACUGGGCUUGAAUUGAAAUCUUAUUACAGCUUCCUAGCUAGGGCCUUAUGCUGCUACCCUCUGAGAUAGUAAACAGCAUCUACAGCCAUCUUAAAUCUUAUUGAUAGCUUGUGAGUAUGACGAUCGUAUUGAGUUGUUGUAAACGAUCUUAUCAGAUAGACUGUAAAUGCGACGUGACGCUGCUCGGCAAAGAUUUUAGACGAACGACUUGCUCAGGACCCAACAUACCGUAGGCAAGAUGUCACUCAAGAAAGUGGCGACUCCGUUUUACGAGGUCGACUUAGCAAGACAUGUCGUGCUCACUAUGUGUCCGCGUGUUCGCGUGGUCAUUUUGUGUUCACCAUAUCAUGCACCACAUCGCACCUGAAAAGGUCGGCGAGAGAAAGAACGAUGUCAGCAUGCGCGAUUCCGGGGAGGGAAUUUAUGGGGUUCCGGAGCGACGAUGUCAUCACAGUCAAGCUGACGGAGGAUGUUAGAAGCACGAUUCAGUACCUGCACGAGGGAAUGUCCUUGAGUGCCCGAGACAAGGCUCGCCUGGCUGCAAACGAGAGCAGGUCGAAGAGCUCGUCCGCGUUGGACGGCGCUCGCAUUCCCAGAAUCAAGGGCCCAGCUGCAAGUGCAACAAACAGAAAAUCGCAGAUCAAGCAGCUGGAGUUGGGAGUUGACCAUUCCCAAUUUCAAGAGCUAGAAGUGGUGAUGAAACAAGGUAGG